Molecule: messenger RNA, 5600 nt
Organism: Perca fluviatilis (European perch)
Lineage: Eukaryota; Metazoa; Chordata; Actinopteri; Perciformes; Percidae
Gene: kcnn1b
Product: potassium intermediate/small conductance calcium-activated channel, subfamily N, member 1b
Exons: 10
Coding region: 1932-4664 (910 amino acids)
Biological process (GO): potassium ion transmembrane transport
Cellular component (GO): neuronal cell body; neuron projection; plasma membrane
Molecular function (GO): small conductance calcium-activated potassium channel activity; calmodulin binding
Source: RefSeq, a predicted model, not a curated record
GCUGCCCAUGGAAAGGCGCCCGAGCAGUUGGGGGUUUGGUGCCUUGCGCAAGAGCACCUUGGCAGUGCCCAGGAGGUGAACUGGCACCUCAUCCGACAUGACACCUUGUCAGAAGCCUGGUUUGUCUACUUCUACCGAUUAAAGAACCUGUCGCUGUAUAAUGUCAUUGCAGAGGGAGAGAACUAAUUCAGCCACAUGUGCAGGCCUACAGAUGCUCUUUUUAUUUUAUUAGUACAGAGAAAACUUCAGCAUACAGCCUUCAUCAUGUUUACACAACAAAUAUGCUUCUGUAGAGUCAACAAAAUAACCAAAAAAAGGUCCUUGUCUUAACCAUCUCAAGGCCCCAAACUGUGGCUGAAUUUGGCCACCCUUCUCUAUAACAGACCCUUUAGCCAACAGUGACUUUAAGGUCCUAUUGUCCUAUUAUUGUAAGGUGAUGGUGACCUCUGAAAACAGAGGACCCGAGUUAUGAUCCAAACACUCACAGCUGUGUUGGUGUUUAAGUGUUGGCUCAUGCUGCAGUGUGCAUAAAUACAACAAACCUGUUUUUUGUUUUUUUAAAUAAGUCACAUAAAUGCAGAAUGGGGUCAUAUUUGGAGAAAUGUCUCUGGUUGUCUUAACAACAAAACAAACUACAUGAAUCCAGUUCAUUGCAACGGCAAAAUUAAAAUAUAGGAAAUGUAGGAUUUUGAUUAGACACAGCCAUGAUAGUAGUUAUUGCUUUUGAAUUGGUUUUGCAGUCAGUUAGAUGGCCGGCAAUGGUGUCGCGUGCUGCCGUUGGUCACAAAGGUUUUCUCCAGCACAGCAACAUUCACACUGAGCUGCUGAGGCAGCAAGCUGGAGGCUUUGUAGGUUUGUCUGAUGCCAGGUGGAGAGACCGAAAGCAGGAAUGAAAACUUGAGCUUUAGCAGUCUUAAAUGUAAGUAGCAUAAAGGUAAAACAAUAUAAACAAUUUGGGAAAUGGAGUUUAACCACCCAAGGCUCUUCCCAGUCCUGCAAAUUAAAGGGAAAUAGUGUAGCUAUUUACAGAUUUGAAAUCCUUUGGAAAUAAAAUUGUUAUUGGCAACGGAAGAAAAUCAAUUACAUUUCUGUAAAUAGUUUGUAUUUUUUUAAUUGCAAGUACUUCAUUUUGAAUAUGCAUCAGACCUGUUUCAUGUUUUAUGUCUAAAUAUAGCAAUGACAAAAAAGCAAUACGUACUUGGUUGAGAAAACAGCCCCACUCCUGCUGACUGAAUCAAGAUUUAAACUGGUAUUUCUUUUACAUAUUUUUUUAUCGAAUUAUUACAUAGUUCAUGUUGUUACAUUUUUGGGACACAUCUGAGGAUACUUUGCACUCAUUGGCUUGAUUCAUUCAGAACCAUAAAAAAAGGUCCCACUUUUGUCCUGCCAGGCUGUUGUGGCGGAGGAGAUAAGAGCCUGUGCGAAGGCCUUUGAACAACAGCGCUUCAAUGACAAGUUCAACUGACCUUUUAUUUUCCUUUUCGCAUUGAAAGCGGCCAGUUUCUUUUCUUUCCCAUUGUAACCAAUCAGUCCACUCCCAAUUUAUAGGGAUUUCUUUGAGCUUGUACGUGUGAUGUUCCGCCUUAACACUCAGGUCUGAUCUUACAGGUUUUUGUUUUUCUGCAUCCUAACCUGUUGCCGCCCCCUCCUACUCCCUGUCCAUUUGCAUGGCAACCCUUUACCAGGCCAGCUGCUGCUGCCGCCUUUCUUCGUGUUGAAUUCUAAUCAUUACUUUCAAAGGAAAGCGUCUCCAAAGCUCCUUUAUCAAGUGUCCGUACUGGGAGGAGGCAAGCCGCUGUCCAGCAGCCACUCAGGCAGCACUUCUUCUCAGCUCUUCUGUUCUACAGUCCGGGAGCAUUUCCUAUUGGUAACCCACUUUUUCAAGUUAGGAGAAAAACAACACAUGGAAGAAUACGUUCUGCAGUGAUGCCAUGAGGUUGAUUCUGGUUAAACCCACCAACGCAACGCGGCGUCUUGACUCAACGGGUGAAGUCUUCCGGGAUGGGGACCACGAGCAUUGUACCUCAGGAGGUCCAUCACCUCCGAGAAAAACUCCUGAGGCGACGCGCGAUCGAUACUCAGGUGCCCCCAUGGAUACAUCUUCUUCCCCACAGGAGACGAGUCUGUGCUGCGUUUCAUCCUCACCCCACGAAAGGUCUAAUGGAAUCAGUCUACCAAGAGAUUCGGGCCAGAUGUCGCCAAUGAAAACCCGAAACCUAACCUUAUCACAGCUGAGUGAUCAGGACUGGCUGCUGCUUUGUGGCCAGGUUAGCAGUGCAGGAGAUGAUUCACUGUCAGCGGAGAGAGCAGGGACCAGUGUGGGACUUCCAAACCAUAAUGACAGAUGUGGUUGUUCCUGUCUGGACGCACACCAACAUCCAGAGGCUUCUAGUUUUCAUCCGCAUUCAAAACAGGGCACUGUCCAGCAAGACUGCCUCUCCAGAGUUUCAAACAAGAGACGCCUUUCAUCUUCACCUGUUUUACCACAGGAAAUAAACCAAGGGGAUCUUUUGAAACCUGCAAUGACCCACCCACAGGAUCAUUUCACGCUCCAGUGCGGUGACCAAGAACGUCGAAAGGAGCUAUUGCAGCAACAACCUUGCAAUCAUUUUAAACUUAAAGACAGCAGCCAAGCAACUUUAUUCAACAUUCCUCUGAACUCCAUCGAGUGUGCUGAGACAAAUCAGAAGCUCCACCAACACCCUCAGCCUGCAGACCUCAACUGGAGAGAGCUUUUUGGCAAAGAACCACUGUUAGUUCAGCAACGUCAAAAGCACGAUUCCCACUGCUCGAUGAGCGGUGAUCAGACCUGCAAGUCAUCUGGAGAUCCCUCCAUCAUCCUCAAGUGCCGUCAUCUCGCUUACGACCCUUUAACCAGCACUCCGCGGGUGCAGAGGUCAUCAACUCCAGCCAGUAACAAAAGUGUCCAGUCCUCCACCAGCCAGUAUAGCUCACAGCGACAAAGUCAGACAAACUAUCAACACCUUAGUGGAUCAAGACCCUCGCUCCCUAAACACACUCCUCCAACUUCCUCCACCUUACAAACUGAUGAUUUAGUCAGCAGAGAUGCGGUGCGACCGCUGAGCAGCCACGGUACUUUAAGAUCCAGUCUUGCAGAUCUCCACUCAGGCCAACAGCCUCUUCAGCUUCUCCACAGUGCCAUCCUGGAUGACGCCUUCUCCAAAGUCAUCAGAGAAGAUUCCAGUAAGGCUAACAGUGAGAACCUGAGCAGGGAGGAAGGCAGCGUACCACAGAAGUCCAAGUCCAAGGACAUUAGCUACCGGCUGGGUCAGAGAAAAGCGCUCUUUGGGAAGCGCAAACAGUUGAGCGACUACGCGUUGGUCUGUGGGAUGUUUGGCAUUAUCGUCAUGGUGAUCGAGACAGAGAUGUCUGGGGGAUUUUACAGCAAGGAAUCCAUAUAUUCAUACAUACUGAAAGGCCUGAUCAGCCUCUCCACUGCUAUUCUUCUUGGACUCAUUGUGAUGUACCAUGCAAGGGAAAUCCAGCUCUUCAUGGUGGACAACGGAGCAGACGACUGGAGGAUAGCGAUGACCUUUGAGCGAAUUAUCUUUGUUGCGUUUGAGCUCCUUAUCUGUGCCAUCCAUCCAAUCCCGGGCCAGUAUGUGUUCACCUGGACUGCUCGACUGGCCUUCAGCUACACAGCAUCGGUGGCAGACGCUGACAUUGACAUCAUCCUCUCUGUGCCCAUGUUCCUGCGCCUCUACCUGAUUGGCCGGGUCAUGCUGCUCCACAGCAAGCUGUUCACGGACGCUUCCUCCCGCAGCAUCGGGGCGCUCAACAAGAUCAGCUUUGACACUCGUUUUGUCAUGAAAACUCUGAUGACCAUCUGCCCCGGCACAGUUCUUCUGGUUUUCAGUGUGUCUUGUUGGAUCAUAGCAGCGUGGACCGUGCGCGUAUGUGAGAGGUAUCACGAUGCACAGGCGGUGACCAGUACCUUCCUUGGAGCAAUGUGGCUGAUCUCCAUCACCUUUCUGUCCAUCGGCUACGGGGACAUGGUCCCUCACACCUACUGCGGCAAGGGGGUUUGCCUGCUGACAGGAAUCAUGGGAGCGGGCUGCACAGCAUUAGUGGUCGCCGUUGUUGCAAGGAAGUCAGAACUCACCAGAGCCGAGAAGCACGUCCAUAACUUCAUGAUGGAUACUCAGCUCUACAAAAAGGUAAAAAACACAGCAGCCAAUGUGUUGAGGGAGACAUGGCUCAUCUACAAAAACACCAAGCUGGUCAAGAAGGUUGACCAUGCCAGAGUACGCCACCAUCAGCGUAAAUUCCUUCAAGCCAUCCACCAGCUGCGUAGAGUCAAAAUGGAGCAAAGGAAGCUAACUGAUCAGGCCAAUACAGUUGCUGACCUCGCCAAGACUCAGAACAUGAUGUAUGAUCUGGUGUUGGAGCUUCAGCAUCGGAGCGAGGAGCUGGACAGGCGUAUUGUAGCUCUGGAAGAGAAACUAAACUCCAUCCUUCUCAGCGUGCAGUCGCUGCCCGUUGUGCUUUCUCAAGCAAUAACAAAGCUACAAAAGGAUUUCCUGGACGACUUGGCCUGUCGUGUCCACUUUCUGUCAUCCUCCCUGAGCUCUGAGUGCUGUUCAGUCCCUGCCAGGCAGCUCUGUCAAGGUCCCACCACACCAGAGACACCGUACAGCUCAUAAGCCUCAGGGGUUUUCCUCUCUUUGAGUGUCCCCUGUGGCAACCCCCGCCGCAGCCUAAACGCACUACCCUCAUUCAAAAUGAAUGGAAAGUCCUGCGUUUUUGCCGGACUGUCAGACGGCCGACGCAGGCCGUCUGAACGCGGCCUUAGUCUGCAACCUUUUUUCAUGCUGGGAAGGAUUUUCCUAACAUGCACACUCUUUUUUUUAAGUAGCGCUCUGCUUCUCAUACAGUUACAAGCUACCAUCUCAUACUGAGCAGCUCGAGUGAGAAGGGAAGUUCCUCUAUCAGGGGAUUCUAGAGGAAGGGAAGAGCAUUAUUCCUUCAUUUCCUCUGCUCAAAGUUAGUUAGUCCAAGGACUGGGUUAUAGACAAACAUCAGUCCAUAGAGCCUCCUUUUGUCUCACACCAGAUAUCCAUAUAGGAAGAUGAUUUGUAAGAUGUGGCUUCAUGGAGAAUGAAUGGCUUAUCUUGUCUAAUUGAGUUAAUUCCUAAGCAAAAAAAUAAAUGAGGAAAUAUCCCCCCCUAAUUUUUAGAGUACACCUAUGAGGUCACAGACCUCCACUGGAUAAGCCUUUCUUGUUUUUGCUCACCAACCAACUAUCUUGCAAUAUUUAUUUCUGAAAAACGUAAUAUUUUAGAACUGAAAAAGGUUCUAGAAAUAUUAAGGAUAGCAGCUUUGACUACCAAUUAUCAAGGGUUGUCUCAGAAGUGGGCUUGUUACUGUCUGGUUCCUUUGCUGAACUGGUUAUGAAAAUGAUAAGAAAGGCUUCCCAUACACCAGGAGUUGUUGUUUUAUCCUGUUCCAUUAGAACACGUUUUCUGCAGUUUACAGUAAACGAGUUUCAAGGGCCACCUGAAUACUAUUAUUUAUCUUCUUUACUCACACCUUUGUUUGUUUUGGUUGUUUUGUGCUCAUUUGAGACCUAAUUUCUGUAU